This is a messenger RNA of Salarias fasciatus (jewelled blenny), 3988 nucleotides long. It is a transcript of the gene rpgrip1l, whose product is annotated as RPGRIP1 like. The record is from RefSeq and is a predicted model, not a curated record. NCBI's taxonomy places the organism in Eukaryota, Metazoa, Chordata, Actinopteri, Blenniiformes, Blenniidae. Bases 147 to 3767 code for a protein of 1206 amino acids. Gene Ontology annotation, biological process: retinal rod cell development; non-motile cilium assembly. The transcript is spliced from 24 exons. Gene Ontology annotation, cellular component: photoreceptor connecting cilium.
AAUGGAGCCUCCCUGAAAACUACACUUCCCGGAAGCGUCUGCGUUCUGCGCAUGCGCAGUCUCGCCAUAGCGACGCGCCGACGGAGAUGUUUCGUGUAGCAACCGACACUUUUAACGCUCCAAAGUCUUUUUGAGGAGGGUGAGACAUGUCCUCCGUGCUGGAUGAGACGGCAGCAGACCAGCCGGUCAGAGACUUCAUGGUGAACCUGAGCAGACUCACAGACCCCCCCGCUGCGCCCCCGGCUGGCCGGGGGAGGCAGGACGUGUCCCAGCUGAGCCGGGUGGAGCUGGAAGACCGAUUCCUCCGUCAGCAGGACGAGACGCUGCUGCUGAGACAGCAGCUCAACGACCGGGAGGACAAGAUCAGGAAGCUGGCCACCAAGCUGAUGCGGCUGGUGAAGGACCGGCGGCGGCUGGAGCGGCUGGCGGCCGGCGGAGCCCCGCCCCCUCCGGGGACGCGGGACGUGGAGGUGGAGGAGGUGGUGGAGGAGCUGCAGGAGCAGGUGAGGGGCCUGCAGGCGGAGAAGGAGGGGCUGAGACGGCGCCUCCUGCUGGCCAAACAGCGGCCCCCAGCCCCCCAGAGGCCCGCGCCGUACCGACACGUCCCCCCGCGGGUCGACUCCGGGAGGAGGCGGGGCCAGAACGACGAGGAGGAGCCUGCAGACCGCCGCAGGAGCUCCCGGUCCCCGGAGGGCUCCAGGCCUGCUGCUGCUCCUCUUCCUCGGUUCGGACACAGUCUACUGGAGGAGGCCCGGGACCAGAUCCGCUCCCUGGAGGGGGUGACGGAGUCCCAGCGGCGCCGCCUGCAGGAGGUGGAGGGAGAGUGUGAGCUGCUGAGGGAGGAGCUGAAGAAGAAGGAGGCGGAGCUCCAGGAGGAGGUCCUGCAGGUCCAGCAGCAGACCGCCUGCAGGCUGAGGUCUCAGAUUAGUGAUAAUGUGAAUCUAAUCAAACUCCAGAAGCAGCUGACUGAAAGAUCUCACACCGUGUCCGAGUUGGAGAGUCGAUUCCUCCACCUGCAGCAGAGUCAGCAGACGCUGAAGGACAGCCAUAAGGCGGCCAUGCUGCGGGUGGACGAGCUGUCGGCUGAGCUGAGGGAGGAGAGGAGGAAGAACAUGGAGCUGGAGAAGCAUCUGCAGACCUCCACCAUCACCAGGAUCCGGAUGGAGCAGUUUCAACAGCAAAUCAGUGAACUGGAACAGGAGAGAGACCUCCUGAAGGACAACAAUCAGAAACUGGUCAACAGGGCUCUGGACUCCUCCCUCCACCAGGGGCAGCAGCUCCAGCAGCAGUUGAGGCUUCAGAUCUCGGAGCUGGAGUCUGACCUGCAGAAGAAGAACCAGAUGGUGGAGCAGAUGGAAGCCGAGCGAGACACCAGGCUGCAGCUGGAGGAGGAGAAGCUGCAGCUGCAGCUGCAGCUGGAGGAGCAGAGCCAGCAGCUGGAGGAGCUGAGAGCCAGACUCAAAGGUUCCGUGCGCGACGUGGAGGAACAGUCUGAGGCUCUGCUGCUCAUCAAGAGCCGGGCGUCCCGGAGCAGCUCCGCCCUGAGCUUCCUGCUCCGGGAGGAGCAGGAGGAGCAGGAGCAGCAGGAGGUCAGGAGGCUGAGAGCCGCUCACACUGAAAGCAUCCAGGAGCUGGAGAAGACCAGGAAGCUGCUGACGGUGGAGAGGCGCAUCAGCGAGGGAUACCAGGCGGAGCUUAAAGCCACCUCAGAGAAGAUGGAGGCUGUUAAAGCAGAGCUGGAGGAGAAGCUGGAGCGUCAGGCGAAGCUGCUGGACAGCAGGGCCGCUCGGAUCAGGAAGCUCGAAGCUCAGCUCAGAAACGUCUCAUACGGCGGAACGACGUCCACCUCCAGAGCGGCCGUCCCGGGCGGAGGACAGGCGGAGGACGUGGACGAGUCUUCAGUCUUAGACGGUGACGAGCGCCUGUUGGAGCUGCAGGUGGUCGGCGCCACGCUGUCUCCGGCCGCCCGCCGGGCGCUGGGCGACCCCGACGCCUCCACCUUCUGCACCUACGCCUUCUACCGCUUCCAGCUGCACGCCACGCCGGUGGCCCGGGGCCCGGAGCCGCGGUACGGGGCCACGUCCCGGUACGCCGUCCGGCCCGACCGCCGCUUCCUGGACUACCUGCGGCGGAGCCGCCUGACGGUGGCGCUGCACCGGGCGGACGGCCCGGACUGGAGGACGGUGGCCGGCGGGCGCCUCGCCCUGCGGCAGCUGCUGGAGCCGGACGGCGAGCUGCGGGACAGCGUGGAGCUGCAGGGGUCCUCCGGGGAUUCUCCGUACUGGGGCUCGCUGGAGGUCUGGAUCAGGAUCAGUCCCCCCAUGACGGAGACUGGCUCCGCCCACUCCGUCAGCCCCGCCCUCGCAGAGCCGGCACAGUCCAGCCCGAGCGCCGGGCUGAACCAGCUCCUGGUCUCGGUGCUCGGCUGCUCUGGCCUUGGUUCCGGCGGCUCCAGGCAGCCCAGUGCGUUCGUGGUGUACCGGUUCUGGACCUUUGAGGCCCGGCCGACCCAGACCGUCCCGGACUGCGGCGCGCCGCGGUUCGACGACCGCCGCUGCUUCCCGGUGUGCGUGGACGGCGAGCUGCGGGCGUACCUGCGGUCCGAGCGCCUGCUCUUCUUCGUGUUCGACGACCGAGACGAGCGCCCGGACCGCUACCUGGGGAGGGCCGGCGUGCCGCUGCGGCCCCUGCUGCGGGGUCAGACCCUGACAGGCGAGUUCCCGCUGACCGACGCCUCCGGGCGCCACGCCGGACUCAUCCAGGUCAGCCUGCAGUGGACGCUGCCCUACGCCCCCCCGCCACACUGCCGCCAGGGGGGGGAGGGGGAGGAGGAAGAGGAGGGGGAGGAGGAACAGCAGGAGGAGCAGCAGCAGGAGGAGGAGCCCGAGGUCCAGGAGGAGCAGGAGGACCUGGACACACUGCUGAGGGCGGAGCAGCUCCUCCCCGCCUCCAUCGCCUCCCAGCCUGACGCUGCUGAACAGGUCAACGAGCAGCUGACCUCUGACCCCCCGAAGGAGGCAGCGGCCAGCAAGAAGGUCACCUUCAUGGAACCUCAGCUGGACUCAGGAAGUCGCCGCGGCGCCGCCGAUGAAGACGAGUCUCAGGUGUCUGAAGGUCAGCUGGUGGCAGCGAGCGACGAGUCGGAGGUCUCUGAGGACCUGCCUGAAGACGCCAACGAGACGGACAGCGACGACUGCAUCGUCCUCAAACACGCCACGGGCCGGAAGCGCUCCGAUCGGCUGCGGGUGGAGAUCGUGUCUCUGACUCUGAGGGCGGAGUCUCGGGUGUCCCGGGACGACAGCGUGGUGCGUCUGUUCGUGGAGUUCUCCCUGCUGGACCUGCCGACGGAGGAGACGCCGCUGUCCCUGCCCAAACCUCCACCGGGACGCAGCGCCAACUACAACUACAGCAAAGUUGUUCCUGUUGACGCUCAGACCAACAUGGCGAGGAGGCGUCUGCUAAGAGGAGUCCUGCAGGGGAGGAAUCCUUCGAUGGAGCGGAUCCGCUUCACGGUGGUCAGCGAGCCUCCGGAGGAGGAGGAGCAGGAGAGGGAGUGUGAGGAUGUGGGCGUGGCCUCGCUGAGGCUGUCGGAGCUGCUGGAGAGGCGGAGCGACGUGACGGAGGAGAGCCUAGACGUGGUGUCGGUGGCGCCCGGCGGCGAGCUGCUCGGCUCGCUGACCGUCUCCCUGGAGGCUCUGGAGGCGCUGCAGUCCAUCAUGGAGGACCAGCAGGACCAGCAGGACCAGCAGGACGGAGUCACGGUCUGAUUCCCGCUGAGGAGGACAGCGUCCGGACGCCAUUCACUUCCUGUUUGUUCAGCCAUCAUCACCUGUGACCUGUGACCUUUGACCUGAAUCCAGAGGUCACGUGACUGUUGAGAUGACUGCAGCUGUGUGUGUGUGUGUGUGUGUGUGUGUGUGUGUGUGUGUGUGUGUGUGUGUGUGUGUGUGUGUGUGUCUGUGUGUGUGUGUGUGUCAGUCAGAGAUCU